UAGAUAGGUGCAGGUGCCGAACGAUUGGACAGGAACCAGAAACGGACGCCGUCUCGGUCUUGCCAGCGAGAUAGAACUAGAAUUUAUCCAAUCAAUCUGUAGUAUCACCACCAUUCACCAAUCACCACCAGUGACCGCGCCGACCAGUGAGACGACUCAGCCGCCGAGCCUCUCUUUAAAUAUCCACACGAUCGAUCGAGACGCCGCCGUGCCAGGUAGUAUACGCGAUUCCUUUCCAUUUUUCCCCCACACGCCAAGUCCGUCCAUCUCGCCAACGCGAGACAUGGCCUCCAAACUCCCCGACCUCGGCGGCGGCGGCGUGGAGGACGGCGGCGGCAAGAAGUGGCCGGGGUUCGUCCAGUUCUUCUUCGUCCUCUCCGUCGUCCUCUGCGUGCUCCUCUACGCCCCGCGGUUCAUCGUGCUCACGCCCACCUAUGGCCUCGACUUCUUCCCCCAGCCGCCGCCCAACGUCACCACCUCGCCCGCCCGCGUCGUGGGAGAUCAUAAUGCUGGCGAAGUGGUGGUUCUUGACAACCAGCUGCGCUCGCCGUGCUCGUCGCUCGCCGGCGACACCAUCUGCUGCGACCGCUCGGAUUUCAACACCGACGUCUGCUUCAUGGCCGGCGACGUGCGGACGGACCCGUCGUCCCUGUCGCUCCUGCUGUUCCCGAAGCAGCCGCCGGCGGCGAACGCCACCGUGGAGGAGAGGAUACGUCCGUACACGCGCAAGUGGGAGGCGCUCAUCAUGAGCAGGGUAGAGGAGGUGCGGCUCCGGAUGGCCCCGCCGGAGGAGGAGCCCGGCCACCGGUGCGACGUCCGGCACGACGCGCCGCUCCUCGUCAUGACGGCGGGGGGCUACACCGGCAACCUCUUCCACGCGUUCAGCGACGGGUUCGUGCCGGCGUGGCUGACGGUGCAACACCUCCGCCGCCGCGUCGUGCUCGGCGUCCUCUCGUACAACCCGUGGUGGGCGGGCACGUACGGCGAGAUCAUCUCCGGCCUCUCGGACUACCACGUCGUCGACCUCCUCCACGACAAGCGGACGCACUGCUUCCCCGGCGCCAUCGUCGGCACACGCUUCCACGGCAUCCUCUCCGUCGACCCGGCGAGGCUCCGCGACAACAAGACCAUCGUCGACUUCCACGAUCUCCUCGCCGGCGUGUACGAGACCGCAGGAGACACCGUCGUCGUCGACGACGUUACUCAGCCGGCGCCACGGCGGCCACGGCUCGGGAUCGUGUCGCGCAGGGGGACGCGGGUGAUCGAGAACCAGGCGGCGGUGGCGCGGCUCGCGAGGUCGGUGGGGUUCGACGUGGACAUCCUGGAGACGGCGAACGGGCUGCCGCUCCCGGCGUCGUACGCGUCGGUGAGCGCGUGCGACGUGCUGGUGGGGGUGCACGGCGCCGACCUGACCAAGCUCCUGUUCCUGCGCCCCGGCGCGGCGCUGGUGCAGAUCGCGCCGCUGGGCGUGGCGCCGAUCGCGCGCGGGUGCUACGCGGAGGCGUCCGCGCGGAUGGGGCUGCACUACGAGCAGUACGACGCGGAGGGGCACGAGAGCUCGCUGAGCCGCAAGUACGGCCUCCGCGACGUGGUGGUGUCCGACCCGGAGGCCGCCAAGCGCGACAAGGGGUGGGGCUUCGUCGCCCGCGUCUACCUCGGCGGCCAGAACGUCACCCUCGACCUCUCCAGGUUCCGACACACGCUCACCAGGCUGCACGCGCGCGCCCUGCGCGUACGCUCGUUGCACCCAGCGCCGUAGACGGAUUAUCGGAUAGCAGCGGCAGAAGCAGCCAUGGAUGAAUCCAUCGGUUUCUCGAGCGGAUAGACGUACGUGACAAGUGCUCCAUUGCAACCAGUUGUUUAGGCGAUUGCUAAGGCGACGGCCGGAGAUUGGCCAUGGUGCUGUAAGGAUAGCCGUCUGGCUCUGCAGCGCAUACAGUUGGACUCGAAACGUAUACCAGUUGGUAGCUUUUUAAGGGCGAGGUGCCAAGUUAGGAUAUAACUACUACUCUCUGGAUAUUGGUAACUAUUAAGGCAUUAAAUUUAUUUCUUGGAAUACAAUUUUUGUUUUGCUACAUA
Molecule: messenger RNA, 2079 nt
Organism: Oryza sativa Japonica Group (Japanese rice)
Lineage: Eukaryota; Viridiplantae; Streptophyta; Magnoliopsida; Poales; Poaceae
Product: xylan glycosyltransferase MUCI21
Molecular function (GO): glycosyltransferase activity
Source: RefSeq, a predicted model, not a curated record